Cladophialophora carrionii CBS 160.54 is the source of this 804-nucleotide messenger RNA. RefSeq lists its product as uncharacterized. Gene Ontology annotation, cellular component: cytoplasm. The record is from RefSeq and is a predicted model, not a curated record. Lineage: Eukaryota; Fungi; Ascomycota; Eurotiomycetes; Chaetothyriales; Herpotrichiellaceae. Gene Ontology annotation, molecular function: glutathione transferase activity; glutathione binding. Bases 1 to 804 code for a protein of 267 amino acids. The transcript has 3 exons.
AUGCCCCUUAAGCUCUACGCCUCGCCACUCUCGUGGAACUGUCUACGGCCUGAACUAGUCCUCGCCGAGAAAGGCGCCACGGACGUGGUCCGCAUUCCGGCCGACCUCAUUCGCGGCACACAUAAGACGGCCGGCUUUGUCGAAAAGUCCCUCUUCGGCAAAGUGCCGUUGCUUGAGGAUGAUAGCGUUGGUGGUAUAGGUGACGGUGCUGCUGGUCUCGUGCUCUUCGAAUCCCGCGCCAUCUCCCGCUAUCUCUGCGAAAAGUACGCUGGCGUGGGUCCGAGGUUGAUUCCUCCUUUCGCGGGCGAGGGUCAGGAUUCGGAUCACGACCGGACUCGAGCCCUCGCAUCUCGAGCGAUCUGGGAAAUGCGUCUCGCGGUCGAGCCCAUCGAGUUCGACGUGCACGUCACCCCGGUCAUCAGCGAGAUGAUCAUUGCGCCCGCGCUGGGAAAACCGUCGGACGAAGCGGUCCUCGCUCGCCACCGGCCUAAACUCGACAACUGUCUGGAUGUGCUGGACAAGGCGUUGGCCACGAUGCCAUUCAUGGGUGGUGAGGAGUUCAGUCUCGUAGACAUUGUGUACAUGCCGUGCAUAUGCGUGGGGAGUAAGUGCGUGGAUGUCUUUUCUGGGCGGCCGAACCUGGCGCACUGGUGGGAGAGGGUUAGUGCAAGGGAAGGAUGGAAGAAGGCUGUCAAGCCGAUGGAUGAGGCCUGGGAACGGGUUGUGCCGGGAUGGAAGGGCCAGAGUGCAGGUUUGGCUGGUGAUGGAAAAGGGGGUGAUGGAGACAACAGGGCUCAUCUCUGA